AUGACGGAUUGGGGACCUGUAGUGAUCGCAGUGAUACUGUUCGUGUUAUUGACUCUGGGACUUCUCUUUCAGAUUCUGGCGAAAGGUCGAGUCGUUGAAUUCGGGAAUGUGCAAACCAGCGGCGCUUCGAUUCUUGCUCACUCCAUAAUUUCUUCGGGCUCAUCACCAUUUUUACCAUCGCCAUUCGUCUCCAUAUCUAUACCG
This is a messenger RNA of Eruca vesicaria subsp. sativa (arugula), 204 nucleotides long. The record is from the annotation of a GenBank genome assembly. Lineage: Eukaryota; Viridiplantae; Streptophyta; Magnoliopsida; Brassicales; Brassicaceae.